Molecule: messenger RNA, 1843 nt
Organism: Gadus chalcogrammus (walleye pollock)
Lineage: Eukaryota; Metazoa; Chordata; Actinopteri; Gadiformes; Gadidae
Exons: 5
Coding region: 361-1236 (291 amino acids)
Source: RefSeq, a predicted model, not a curated record
AAGACACCUCAGACUGUUGCAACAUGUUGCACAUUUGGAUUGGUUUGUUAAAGUAGAGGAGUGGUCCUUGUUAUUCAUUUAAGAAACAUUAUGCAAAUGCAUGCAAAACAUAUUUUAUAUUGUGCAUUUUUUACAAAAACACAUGUGCACGCACCCCUGCUAUUUUUCCAUACUGUAGGGGCAGUGUUUCGAAAACGCACAGCUACUCAUGUAGUUUCACAAUACAGAAGAACUUCUUUGUUUACAUAUGGAGUUUAACCUCGAUGCCAAUGUUCCUCCAAUAGAGGAGGCUGCAAUUUCAGGACCGUAGUCCUGGGACCGCAUUUCUGGAGUGAAAUCGGCAAAAGAAAAUGCGAAUAUAUGAAGCAUGGUCCUUAUAGAGGAAGCUGCAACUUCAGGACCACAGUUCUGGGACCAUCUCUAACGAUGAAUGUCUCAAUCCAAGAAGGGAGGUCCCUGCCCGAAUUGGAAAAAUGCACCACAUGCUGCAAGCACUUCCACUGUCCCUUCUGUAGCUCAAAUGUGUUCAAACCAACAAAGCUCAGCAAGGUCAGAACUCAUUUAGAGAGCCAUUUCAACCGUGCUGUUCUCCAUGAAGGGUACACCAUUCACAGAUGUGGGUUGGAAUGUCGACAACGUUUGCAUUACCACUGCGUCCACUGCCAGUCGAUGCUGUCACGUAAACUGGACUUCAGUAAACAUCUGUCUGUGUGCAAGAAGAGGCCCUUUAAAAUAGCUACAACCAUCCCAGCUCCAACUGCUUCCACCAUCCUAGCCAACCCAGAUCAAACCACCCCAGCUCAAACACCAGCACCUCUCCCUGCGCCCACCACCUCAAAUGCACAGUUGCAAAUGGUUGCUGUGGAGGCAUCAGGGUUGCAGCUUGUGAUGAUCCCCCAGUCGUUAUCAUCUUCCUGGUCCAACGCAUCAGAGCUCAGCUCCAUCUGCACCACAGCCCUCCAAAACCCCUCGUCCUUUCCCACUCCUGUGGAACACUCUUCAGCGGUCAUUCCUUACCCUAUUCCAGGACCGAAGAAGAGGAGAAAACACAAUGAAGAUGACCUAGUGAAGAGGGACUGGGGAACGGCGGCAAAAAGAGCUCCUCAGAGACGCCAAAACACUGUAAGCGAGAGGUUUGGGCUUGUGGUCGCCGACAUGCUGGAGAAGGUUCCACUUGAGAAGCAAAACGAUGUGAAAUUGAAGAUCUUCAAACUGCUUAGUGAGUCGUCAAUGUGAACAUUGAGAGGAUUAAGGCAGCACCACUUUUUUCUUCACAUUUGUUAAAAAUGAUGUGCCCUGACGACAUUAUGCUGGUGAUGUUAUGUUGGUCAAUAAUUGUUCCUUAUCUGAACAGAUUUUGAUGUAAAUAAAAAAGUGACAUUGUAGUAAAGCAUUUGAAUUUCUGAAAAAUAUUUGCUUCAUCUUGACUGCAAAGUAUUAAUUGGCAUCUUGCUUGUCAAUAUUGGAAGACUGUUGACAAGCAACACACAAUUGAUAAGGAGAAGAGGUGGUGGUCAUGUCUUGAGAGAUUUUAUACAACAGGGCAGUAGUGGACGGGUCCUGGCUGGAAUGAAAAGAGGGUUUUAAGUAUUGCAGUACUAAGUGGUAGGCCUCAAAAACAAAGAUGGAAUGGAAAAAUGACAUUACUGUCAGUUGAGAGAAAAGGAGACCCUUUUAGUAAAAUUUUACACAAAGCUCAUUCAAUUAAAUGGCCCCUAUUAUAAUCCCUAGUGUGAGCCUGAUUAGCCAUUACAAGCCUUUAGAAAAUCUGCCCUUCUCUGUGCCUUAGUGGCAUCAUCAAAACUCACCUGUUCAAACUCGCACACAACGUCUAACGUGAUAG